Molecule: messenger RNA, 657 nt
Organism: Lepus europaeus (European hare)
Lineage: Eukaryota; Metazoa; Chordata; Mammalia; Lagomorpha; Leporidae
Gene: MRPS14
Product: mitochondrial ribosomal protein S14
Exons: 3
Coding region: 43-429 (128 amino acids)
Biological process (GO): translation
Cellular component (GO): mitochondrial small ribosomal subunit; ribosome
Molecular function (GO): structural constituent of ribosome
Source: RefSeq, a predicted model, not a curated record
UGUUAAUAAAGUUGCCGCUGUUUGACGUUCGCGGCGGACAACAUGGCGGCGGCCGUGGUGGGCUGCGUGCUGCGGCGGGUCCAGCAGUUGGUUCCUUUAUCAGCUUCAGGCCAAAUUCGAGGUUACUACGUAGACUGGAAAAUGUUGCGUGAUGUGAAGAGACGAAAACUGGCCUAUGAAUAUGCGGAUGAGAGGCUGCGGAUCAAUUCGCUGAGGAAGAAUACCAUUUUACCAAAAGAUCUUCAGGCAGUGGCUGAUGAAGAAAUUGCGGCCCUUCCCCGGGACAGCUGUCCUGUUAGGAUCAGAAACCGGUGUGUUGUGACAUCCCGGCCACGUGGUGUGAAGCGGCGCUGGAGGCUCAGUCGCAUCGUCUUCCGUCACUUAGCCGACCACGGGCAGCUUUCUGGGGUGCAGCGAGCAAUCUGGUAAAUGGGGUGCAGGGACCCAGCUCUGGAAAAGAGAGACUGUUCUGAUAGUAAAACCGUGGCUUUAGAGGUCCGGUGUAGCUGUCCGGAGCACCUGAUGCUGUGCGUGAAUUCCUGUGAAAUGUUAAAUGAAGAAAUGCGAUGCUUCAUCAGUGGGCUUAACAGACUAAAUGUACUGUUCCCAUACGUGGUACAAAGCGUGGACUAAUAAAAAGUACUUUCUGUGAAAAUA